UCGUGCGCGCGAUCAAUGGCCGAGUGUCCGUUCCGCUCUUCGCACGUGUGAUAUACACACAUCUCGAAAACUCUCCAAAAAUAUUUUUUAUACACCUAACUUUAAAAUAUUGCCAAAGUUAAAAUGAGUGCAGUGUAAUUUAAAUUUAAACAAAAAUAAUAUCGGACAUUAGUGUUGUCCUGUCGGUGGCAGGGGGUGGUUUUGUGUUUAGUUAUUUGAAAAGUGUUUGAUAAGAGCCUCGCGCUGGAGCAUCCGGGCGGGUUCGCCUCCUCGCCGUGGGCGGCCGUCCUGGGCCAUCAUCACACCGCAGCGGCUGCAGCGGCGGCGGCCGCCGCCGGCACCAUGAUGCAAACAGGCGACCACCAUGGAUACGGCGCUCCGCAUCACCCCGGCGGACCCAUGGACCUUCACAUGCCGCAAGCAUUUCCCUACUACCGAUAUCGAGACGAUGCCCUUUGUUGGACAGAUCGGAAGCCCGCCGUGGACGAGGUUGGCAACCCUUCAUCAGUCAACGCACGUAUUUUGGAGUUGCGAAAAGAAAAAAGUCGUGAUUCAGCGCGCAUCCGUCGCGGAAAAGAAAACUUCGAAUUUUACGAGCUGGCAAAAAUGCUGCCACUGCCGGCGGCCAUCACUUCACAGCUCGACAAGGCGAGCAUCAUUCGACUGACGAUAUCGUACCUGAAGUUACGCGACUUUUCCGGUCACGGAGACCCGCCAUGGAGUCGAGAUGGACCUCAUAGUAAUAAAAAUUUAAAAUCAGCCAAUCGACGGACAGCUGGUGGAAUCUCACUAGACAUAUUCGAACAACAUCAAGGCACCCACAUACUACAGUCGCUGGACGGAUUUGCGCUUGCACUCGCCGCCGACGGUCGAUUCCUCUACAUCUCUGAAACUGUCUCCAUCUACUUGGGUCUGUCACAGGUGGAAAUGACGGGCAGUAGUAUUUUCGACUAUGUACAUCAUCAGGACCACAAUGAAAUGGCUGAACAAUUGGGUCUUGGGUUAUCACAAGGCGCGGGUAUGGCGUCCCCGGGCAGUGGUUCAGAGGAAGGCGGAUCAAACUCGGGCACCAACAAUCCAGACGUUUCCGACGGACAGCAGCAUAUUAAUGAGUUCUCUUUUCCAGUGUCGACUAUAAUGUCGCUGGCGAACAACCCUGCCUACAAAGGGCUGGACAGCUUUUGUAUUCGCAUGAAGUCAACGCUGACGAAACGCGGCUGCCAUUUUAAAUCAUCCGGUUAUAGGGUGGUAUUAAUGUUGUGUAGAUUACGACCUCAGUAUACGUUUUCGCUCCGGAAAUCACAACCGCCAUUACUAGGAAUGGUGGCGUUGGCAAUAGCGCUGCCGCCGCCAUCAGUGCACGAAAUCCGACUGGAGUCUGAUAUGUUUGUGACACGAAUAACGUUUGAUUUUCGAAUAGCUCACUGUGAACCAAAAGUAUCUGAAUUGUUGGAUUACACAGCCGAAGAGUUAACCGGAAGGAACUUGUACACAUUGUGUCAUGGCGAAGAUGCUAACAAAUUACGAAAAUGUCAUAUAGAUUUAAUCAACAAAGGACAGGUUCUAACGCAUUACUUCCGGUUGAUGAACAAAAAUGGCGGAUAUACUUGGAUGCAAACCUGUGCGACAGUUGUGUGUAAUUCGAAAAACGCCGAAGAGCAAAAUAUUAUUUGCGUUAAUUAUGUGAUAAGUGGUCGUGAGUAUGAAAACCUAAUAAUGGAUUGCUGCCAAAUGGAAGACAACACCCAUACGGUGAAACGCGAGGAGGCCAGCAACAACGACCCGGAAAACGGCAGUCCCGAUGCGGAUCGAGGAGAUGGCCGCAACAGCGGAGGCCCUUCCAACCCCCCACCGGAACCCCCACAACAUCCCAAUGAAGAUAACAACGCUGAAGAUGCGGGUGAUUCACGCAGUCAUCGAGUUGAACAUCUCACACGCCUACAAACUCCAACAGAAAACAGGAAGACAAUCAACGUGCGCAGGGGGACAAAACGACGCGCACAAACUGAAGUGAAUGUCUCCUCUGAUGAAGAAGAAGAUGUACCCACAGUUCCCACCCAAGGAGGCAAUCGUAAUGUUGUUCUUAGUCCGGCGUCAUCAUCCUGCCAUUCGAAUACUGCUGUGGGACAUCUAACACAACCUCCAGAAGCAACUGGUACCGGUACAAGUCCAAAAACAACUCUGAAUCAUGAAGAAACCAGUACUUCAGUGAAAGACCUUGAGAAUGCCAUGUCCAAACAUUUACCAGCGUGUAAAUCACCCACUUCCACACAUCAACCUACUGAUUUCAGUACGGAUGCGUUGUUGAAACAACAACAACGUACAACGAUUCAAUGGAUCGGCGCACAUCAUCAACAACUUCAACAACAAGCACCCCUACCUGCUUCUGCACUUUUAAGACAACUCUACGCAAAUCGGGAGAGUGUAAUCAGAGCGAAUGUGCAUGGCAUCUCAACUACGGGUACCCCACGUGGUGCCACAGCCUACCCUUAUAGUGAAUCACAGGUAGGUCCAUUACCAACACCUCCUGGGAGUGAAGGGUCAUCAUCCUACAGCGAGCACCAAUUUUUACUCUCCCAACAUCAAAAUUACCCUUCGGGAUAUUCCAUGGACUAUCAUACAGCAAUGACGCCGCCAUCAAGUGUCUCACCACGAGAUAAACACCAACAAUUGCAUCCAUCAACAGUGGCUUUUGAUACCCCUGUAUAUCAGGAUGUUUUACGUCACCAGUACCCUGAUAGUCCAUUACCACUGAAACCACAGGUGUAUUCGUACGUGGAACAACCACAGUUUUAUCACCACGGCGCAACCAGUGCCGGCUUUCAUCUGUACCAUCCCAGUAAGAGUACGCCAACAGCGCCAGCUAAUUGGUACUCGCCCACAUAGUGAGCGCAUAGUUGAGGUUAGAGUAAAAUAUUACAGAGAACUGUACAUAACGAAUCAUAAUCAUGAUGAACGAAAUUUUUCAACACAGCUUAGUUAAUUCGUCAGGAGGCUAUAAUUUCUAUAUGUACUUUAAACCAAAGAGAGUAGAUGAGGAUAUUUUCGUAAAUUAAUUAUUGUGCAACAAUAUGAAAAUGACAUCGAUGUUAAUUUCAACCACAGACGUGCGGAGGACUGAUUCUGUUGUGAAAUGUUUAAAUAAGUCCUCGUUUUGUUAUAGCUUCGUACUUAACGCAAUCUGCGAAAUUUCAUAUCCUGUUAUAGUUUCGAUGUAAAUACGAUUAAAUAAUGAGCUAUGCUAUAAGUGAUAACUUAAACAUGAUAAAGAAUAAAUCUCUAGAUGUAUACAUUUUUGCUAAACAACAAACACCACCGGAGACAUUCUUAUUAUAUACAUAUACAAAAAUGGCGAAUGUGUAAAAACAGGCGGCCAUAUUGAUUAGUUUGCUGGUUUUGUUUCAUACAGGAAUACAACGAUAACCGAUGUACAUAUUAAACCAAUGCUGAUAUAUUGAGAUAAUGCAAUAAAAUAACGCUGAUUAUUUGUGUUCAGAUGACAAAUUGUACGCUGCAUGUUUGUCUAUUAUGUAAUUGAAAUCCGCAGGAAUUGUUUCGCGAAGAAGGACGUCGGCGUAAUGUAUUAUAUUUCAUCGGGAGCCAUGGCGUUCAGUACAAAUUUAGUACCGGCUUAUUUCACAUGAAGGAAUACACAUGUAUCAUAUAAUUUAUGUGCAAUAUAUACUUGAUCAAAGUAA
Molecule: messenger RNA, 3698 nt
Organism: Dalotia coriaria
Lineage: Eukaryota; Metazoa; Arthropoda; Insecta; Coleoptera; Staphylinidae
Gene: trh
Product: PAS domain-containing protein trachealess
Biological process (GO): regulation of transcription by RNA polymerase II
Molecular function (GO): DNA-binding transcription factor activity, RNA polymerase II-specific; RNA polymerase II transcription regulatory region sequence-specific DNA binding; protein dimerization activity
Source: RefSeq, a predicted model, not a curated record